CCACGCCUAUGGAGGUCAGUAAAGGCGUGGCUGCGCGUUCACGUGAAGACGCGGAAGUGGCUCCUUCGCGAGCGCCUGUCAGCGUUGUUAUUAGCCGUUUUUCAGCUCUUGCUAAUCUUAGAAGUUUGUAACAGUGUCUUUUCUUCGGGAUGGCUCUCCCACCGCAGCUGAAACCGAUCCAGCACUAUUUAAGAACAGCGCAGGAACAUGAGAAAAGAGAGCCGGUGGUCGCUUAUUACUGUCGACUUUACGCCAUGCAGACGGGAAUGAAACUAGAUAGCAAAACUCCAGAGUGCCGAAAGUUUCUGGUGAAACUAAUGGAUCAGUUGGAAAUGAUGAAGAAGGAGCUCAGCGACAAUGAAUCCAUCACGCAGGAAAUAGUUGGCAAUGCCCACAUUGAGAAUUACGCCUUGAAAAUGUUCCUCUAUGCAGACAGUGAAGAUCGAUCAGGACGUUUCCACAAGAAUAUGAUCAAGUCCUUCUACACCUCAAGUCUCCUGUUUGAUGUGUUGAAUGUCUUUGGCGAAUUAUCAGAUGAGAAUAUCCAGCACAGGAAGUAUGCAAAGUGGAAGGCAGCCUACAUCCACAACUGCCUGAAGAAUGGGGAGACACCACAGCCUGGUCCUAUUGGAAUGGAGGGGGAAGCAUAUGAUGAUGAAUUUGGUGCAGAGGGUGGUGAUCCUUCAGAAGCGCCUCACAAUCCACCUCAAUCUCAGCCUUCUUUCCAUGGCCACCCAUCAAAUCAACCCCCAGCUUCCAAUUUCAGUAAUAUUCAGAUACCUCCUGGGUCACACGCCCCAGCCAAUACACCUGCAGAGAUUCCCCAUCCGGAAGCACAGCCCGUCAAACCAGUGCCUGUUCCACGAUCCAUGCCAGUGGUCGAUCCUUCACUUCUAAACAAUACUCAAGAAGGUGAUGUGCGGCUCACAGCAGAAGACUUUACUCGGGCUCAGAAAUACUGUAAAUACGCAGGCAGUGCACUGCAAUAUGAGGAUGUGGGCACUGCCAUCCAGAAUCUGCAGAAGGCCCUGAAGCUACUAACCACUGGCAAAGAAUGAGACCAUUGUGCUGUCCCCCCUAAAACCACUUUAUCAGAAAUCUGGCCCAGAGGAACUGAAAAAGGGCCUUUUCCUUAGCCCCAUCUGUAUCAAAAUGGGACACGUCACAGGACCCCCCAAUCACUCAAUACAACAUCUGUUUCUGCCAUAUUGGAUGUCAAUAGUUGCUCAUUAGUAGACAGAUGAGAUACAGAUACAACACUAAAAAAUCAGGUGCAUGUGAAAGACCCUUUCAAAUUCUGAGGAGUUCAUACAUAUUUAUGGUUUGAGGUGUUUUAAUGGUUUUUUUUUUUUUUUUUCUGGCUUCACAACAAUUUGGUUAGAUAUGCAUGGACAUGGAAGCAUGUCUCAAGAUAUCUCUUAAGCAGGAAUUCUCAUCUUACCCCAAGCAAUCUGAAACAUGAGCUUUGGAGACACUUUGCCCUUAACUACUUUUACUACUUUGCUUUCACUUCUGUGUGUAUACUUCAGGUGAAAAGAUUCUGCAGUUAGUUUACAUAGUAAACAUAGCCGUUAGUUAUGCAUUGCUACGAUCAACAAUAAAUCUUUUUUGGUCA
Molecule: messenger RNA, 1615 nt
Organism: Onychostoma macrolepis
Lineage: Eukaryota; Metazoa; Chordata; Actinopteri; Cypriniformes; Cyprinidae
Gene: vta1
Product: vesicle (multivesicular body) trafficking 1
Exons: 8
Coding region: 150-1058 (302 amino acids)
Biological process (GO): late endosome to vacuole transport via multivesicular body sorting pathway
Cellular component (GO): multivesicular body
Source: RefSeq, a predicted model, not a curated record